Molecule: messenger RNA, 249 nt
Organism: Colletotrichum paranaense
Lineage: Eukaryota; Fungi; Ascomycota; Sordariomycetes; Glomerellales; Glomerellaceae
Exons: 1
Coding region: 1-249 (82 amino acids)
Source: RefSeq, a predicted model, not a curated record
AUGGCCCGUGCUCUUUCCUACCCCUCGUUCCUCCUGCGUCGACCAGAUGGGGCAGGCUCUCCCCCACCACGCCAUGUCGAUAAAGUCUGUCGUUCCUGCCAGGGUUCACUUUUAUCUCAGACAGCACGUGGGUCACGCUUGCUCUUGCCGUUGUGCCUCAGCGCUGGAAUUCGAAAGAAAGUUUCCAACAUCUUCGAUUUGCCGCCUCGUAAGCACGCCAACUUCAGUCCAGCAUUGGGGUCGAGUUGA